GCUCUAUUCUACCCGUUUACGUUAACAUACCAAACAAUUUAUUGUUAUCAUGCGCCUGAAAUGAAAUGUCACUCAAAACCUAGACAAAUUCCCAAAUUCUCUCUUCCUCCCUCCCCCUCUCUCUUUCUUGGCGCUUUUGAAGAAAGGGGAAAAAAAAAAAUUCACAACAGUCUCUUGGAGUUUUAACAGGUUCAACUUUUCUCCUUCUGUUCUGGAAUUUCUCUUUGCAUUCUAGCUAUGUUAUCAAAUUUUUUCAAGUUAGGGUGGUCCAAUCACUGCAAAAGCAAAAACCCAUUUUAGAAAUUGGCAGAUAGAAAAUUUUGAAUCUAGGGUUUGGACGUAUGCUCUGCUUUUGUAACUUUAAUCAUAGGGAAAUGCUGUUGAAUUGAGCAUCAUUUUUUUUGUUAUAUAUUGAUUUUGUGAAGUAAUAGUUGUUAAUGUAUCUUUGUUGGAAUGGGUAAUGUGGAAAUACCCAGAUGGCUUAAAGAUUUGCCAUUGGCACCUGAGUUCCGCCCUACAGAUACUGAAUUUGCUGACCCAAUUGCUUAUAUUUCGAAAAUUGAGAAGGAAGCUAGUGCUUUUGGUAUUUGUAAGAUUAUACCACCUUUGCCUAAACCUUCUAAAAGAUAUGUUUUUGGUAACUUGAAUAAGUCCCUUUCCAAGUGCCCGGAAUUGGGUGAUGCGGUGGAUUUGUCAAAUGGUUGUUCUUCAUUGAAAACAGGUUCAGCGGAUGGUGGUAAUGAUGGAGAAGUUAGAGCUGUGUUUACCACUAGGCAUCAGGAGUUAGGACAAGGUAUGAAGAAAACAAAAGGGGUGGUUAAGGAGAAUCCACAAUUGGGUGUUCAUAAGCAAGUAUGGCAAAGUGGGGAGAUUUACACAUUGGAUCAGUUUGAGUCUAAGUCAAAGGCGUUUGCCAGGAAUUCGUUGGGUAUGAUUAAGGAGAACAAUCCAUUGACUAUAGAAGCAUUGUUUUGGAAGGCAGCUUCUGAGAAGCCUAUCUAUGUGGAAUAUGCAAAUGAUGUUCCUGGGUCGGGUUUUGGGGAGCCAGAGGGUCAGUUUCGGUAUUUUCAUAGACAAAGGAGGAAGAGGGCAUCCUAUAAGUCAUAUCGCAGGAGUACAGAAAGUUCUGGUUGCAAGGAAAAUGAAAUGGGUAAUGUAAAUAAUUCAUGUAACUAUGAAGUUAAAGAUUCUGUUAUUAAAAAUGAGCCAAGUACAUCUUCAAGGAUGGUAUCCAAAUCAUGUAUUACUUCAACUUCAAAUUUGGAGGAAACACUAAAAUCUUCUAAGAGAAAAAGUGUAAACGUUAGUAAUGAUAUGGAAGGUACUGCAGGUUGGAAGCUAUCUAACAGCCCUUGGAAUCUGCAAGUGAUUGCACGCUCACCUGGCUCAAUUACACGGUUCAUGCCAGAUGAUAUCCCAGGUGUUACUUCUCCUAUGGUUUAUAUUGGCAUGCUGUUUAGUUGGUUUGCUUGGCAUGUUGAAGAUCAUGAGCUUCACAGCAUGAAUUUUCUUCAUACUGGCUCUCCAAAGACGUGGUAUGCUAUACCUGGAGACUAUGUGUUUGCUUUUGAGGAAGUUAUCCGCAACAAGGCUUAUGGUGGCAGCAUUGAUCGCUUAGCUGCUUUGACAUUGUUGGGAGAGAAGACAACCCUUUUGUCACCUGAGGUGGUAGUUUCAUCCAGCAUUCCUUGUUGUAGGUUGAUACAGAAUCCUGGUGAAUUUGUUGUGACUUUUCCGAGGGCUUACCAUGUAGGAUUCAGCCACGGUUUUAACUGUGGAGAAGCAGCUAACUUUGGCACUCCACAAUGGCUUAAAGUAGCUAAAGAAGCUGCAGUACGCAGAGCUGCCAUGAAUUAUCUUCCCAUGCUUUCCCAUCAGCAACUGCUAUACCUCCUAACUAUGUCCUUUGUUUCAAGAGUGCCAAGAUCACUGCUACCAGGUGCUCGGAGUUCUCGUCUUAGAGACCGUCUUAAAGAAGAAAGGGAGUUGUCAGUGAAGAAGUCUUUUAUAGAAGAUAUGUUAAAAGAAAACAGCAUUUUAUCUGUUCUUCUCGGGAAAGGUUCCACUCAUAAUGUGUUAAUAUGGAACCCUGAUUUAUUGCCAUGUGCAAGUAAAGAGUCUCAAUUGCCAAGUACUGUUGCUACCACACCAGAAGAAAAUGUUUCCCAUAUUCAUUCUGAAGAUAAUUGUAACACUGCUGAGAAUGAUCUGUUUAAGGAGAUGAGUUUGUAUAUGGAAACUCUCAAUGAUUUAUAUGUGGAUGAUGUUGAUAUAUCCUGUGAUUUUCAAGUUGAUUCUGGGACACUGGCAUGUGUGGCUUGUGGGAUCCUUGGUUUUCCAUUUAUGUCUGUGGUGCAACCAUCUGAGAAAGCAUCAAUGGAACUCCUCCCUGUCGAUCAUCCUUUGGUCCAAGAAGGAUCAAGAGUUGAAAACUCUGAUAGUUGUCAUGCCUCUGCAGCCUGUGGUGACUCUAUGAAGAGCUCUGUUCCAGUCUCUUCAGGUUCUAAAGUAAGUCGGUGUUCUAUAUUUGCUUCUGCAGAUGAUCACCCUCCUGUGUCUCACCUUUCUAGGCCAGUGGGGGAUCUGCCAAUGCCCAGAGGGUGGAAUAAUUCUAGAAAAUUUCUGAGACCUCGGAUUUUCUGCUUGGAGCAUGGUUUCCAAAUUGAGGAGCUUCUGCAGUCUAAAGGUGGAGCUAACAUGCUUAUAAUUUGCCAUUCAGAUUUUCAAAAAAUUAAGGCACAUGCUGCUGCCAUUGCACAGGAUAUUGAUACUGCUUUUAAUUAUAGUGAGUUUCCCCUAGAAACUGCAUCCCAGGAAGACCUGAACUUGAUAUAUCUUGCAAUUGAUGAUGAAGACCAUGAUGAAUGUGGAGAAGACUGGACCUCAAAACUUGGGGUCAACUUACGGCAUUGUGUAAAGAUUAGAAAGAACUCUCCAUCUAAUAAAGUUCAGCAUGCAUUAGCACUGGGGGGUCUAUUUUCUGAUGGAAGUUCCAGUUCUGAUUUCUUAAACGUCAAAUGGCAAUCCAGAAGAUCAAGGUCAAGAACUAAGUUAAAUCAGUCUAAUUUCUGCAAGCAUCAUGACAGUGGUGAAGCGAAGAAAGAUGACAUAUUGGGAAAGAAGUCAAAUAGUGUCAUUGUUAAAAAAGAAGACAAACUCAUUCAAUAUACAAGAAGGAAGUACAAGGUGAAAAUAGAUUGUUCCACAAGUUGGGUUCAAGGCUGCCCUAAGAAGCAUGCAGUCGAAGAAGUUCCUGUUACUUGUUGUGAAGAUCUUGUUAAACAUACCGGAAAAAAAUCUGAGACUAGCCCUUGUAAUGAUGACAUUUGUGGCAGUGAGUCUGCAGGAUUUGGUCUGUCUCCCAGUGGAACAUCUGAAGUGCUACACGAAGUCCAGGUGCUUGAAGCAAUAGGUGACAGGGGCCUGAAUUCUGCUCCUUUACUUGUUGCAGGUUCUCUGAUUGCCAAUAUAACUGUUGGACAUGUGGGGGAGGUUGAGGAUCAACCUUUGGAAGUAUCGAAUGGAUAUGAGAGUGUAUGCAAAUCAGCAGCCUCUGGUAGUUUGGAUAUGCAGCAUGAAGAAAAGGUCACUGCAGGAACCAAUGAGAUUGAGGAUUAUAAUGCUACAGAAUGCUCUAUUCCUUGUGUGAUGAAAGCUGAUGAAGGGUACGUAAUGCAAGGAGAAAAUAUCAGCCUUGGGAACGAAUACUGUAAUCUGGUUUCUGAAGGGCAGCAAGAAGUCCUGGCGGGUAGGAGUGUUUUGGUGAAUGAGUUUCCUGAUCUUGUAAAACCAGCAAGUUUACAUGCUUCUCAUUCACUUGUGGGACAAAUGGAAAACAUAGUUGAAGAGAUAUCUUGCAAGGAUAGUAAGGUCUGCGAUCACAAUUUGGACAAUGAAUUGAAGGAAGAAUUCCAAACUACAGCCAAAAGUAAUGGCAGCCAAUACAUUUCAUGUGAAGAAAAUAAGCUUGCUGCCUCAUUGGAAGAAAGGGUUGAAUUUCCUCGUCUGACCAGUGCUGCUGAAGAUAAACUGCAGGAUGAAGCUGAAAUUACUAUUGGAAGUAAUGGGGAGAAAUUGAUUCCAAGUAAUGCUAGAUUGACAAGUCUCCCAAAUCAUAUCUCUGUGGAUGGAAGUUCUGAUAUUUCCAGGGGGCCCUGUCCUGCAGUCAACUCAUGCAAUGAUUUGAAUUUGGAGAAUGUGAUGCAGCAGGCAAUUAUGACCUCAAGUGAAAGGAAAAAGGAAUACAUCUCGUGUUCUGUUACACAAAUGGAAAUAGAUCAGCCUACGUUUCCUUCAGGGGAAGGAUGUCCUAAAGGUAAAGGGAUGUCAGCUGAAGAAGACUUUUGCCCUGGCUCCACCUCAGAUUCUGAUGUGCUGUUAAAAAUUCCAGCCAAGGAAGAACUAGUCUCUAAUACUGCUACUCAAAUUCAAGAUAAAGCUAUUCCUGUUGCAUUGGAAGAAUACGAAAUUCCAAGAGGGAAAUGUGCAACUGAAGAGUUGUCUGUUGGUGUUAAUUUGGUCACUGAAGUGGAAAAGGACAUUGAUUCAGAUAAUGGGGUGAUGAUAGAUGAAGUGAACAAAAUAUGUCAGACUACAACUGAAGAGGAGGAAUCUUCUUAUAGCCCGGUUAUGCAAAUAAGUCAAUCUAAUUCUGUUCCAAUAAAAAAAUGUUCUGAAACUGAAGAAUCUUGCACUGCAGAAAAUAUGGUCAAAGGUCAAGAAGUUUGUUCAUUGCAUGAACUGAAAAUCAUCAAACCCACUGUGAUAGACCCCAUAUCAACGUCUGGGAAGGGCAGAAAAAGGAAGAAUGAACUAGAGCAGAUAACAGACCAUAAAUUAAAUUGCCACGGGUUUAUUAAAAGCCCAUGUGAAGGAUUGAGGCCGAGGAGUGGAAAAGAUGCAACAUGCAGAAAUGGGAUUGAUAUUAGAAAAUCAAUUGAGGAGAAUCUGAUAACAAAGAAGGCAAGAAAAGCUUCUGAUGUUUCAGUACCUUGUGCAAAAAAUAAAGAAACCAUGAAGAGAUAUCAUAAGUGUGACCUAGAAGGUUGCACCAUGAGUUUUGAGACAAAGGCAGAUCUAUUGCUGCACAAGCGCAACCGUUGCCCAUAUGAAGGUUGCAGGAAGAGAUUUAGUUCCCACAAAUAUGCAAUAAUUCAUCAACGCGUUCAUGAAGAUGAUAGACCCCUCAAGUGCCCUUGGAAGGGUUGUUCCAUGUCAUUCAAGUGGGCAUGGGCGAGAACGGAGCAUAUACGUGUGCAUACUGGAGAAAAGCCAUACAAGUGCAAGGUUGAAGGCUGUGGUCUUUCUUUCAGGUUUGUGUCUGACUUUAGCCGGCAUAGGAGGAAAACAGGACACUAUGUGAAUACACCUGCUUGAAAAAAUCUGUUAUAUUGUAGGUUGGUUCUGUAUUAUAUGGAAAUGGGAAAUGGAUUUUGGGGCCAAAGAGGCCUGCAAGAUCUUUGUAUAAUCCAGGCGUUUCACCUCAGGUGUAGGCUAGAGUUAGACUGAUCCUUUUGUAGGUUGGCAUUCUCCAAUUAUUUGAAUGCAAACCCUUUUUGUGUUUCAGCUACCCUUUUCUAGAUCAUUCCAUAUCAUACUGUUCUCUUUUGAAUGGCAAUGAGGUUGCAAUAAAACAUAAGCAUCAUCCAUGGCAGCUAAUAGUUCAAGAGAAUUUUACAUGCU
This is a messenger RNA of Jatropha curcas, 5682 nucleotides long. It is a transcript of the gene ELF6, whose product is annotated as Zinc finger (C2H2 type) family protein / transcription factor jumonji (jmj) family protein. Gene Ontology annotation, cellular component: chromatin; nucleus. The record is from RefSeq and is a predicted model, not a curated record. Lineage: Eukaryota; Viridiplantae; Streptophyta; Magnoliopsida; Malpighiales; Euphorbiaceae. Gene Ontology annotation, biological process: regulation of gene expression; chromatin remodeling. Gene Ontology annotation, molecular function: histone H3K4me/H3K4me2/H3K4me3 demethylase activity.